AAAUUGCAACAUAGCCAUAUAAGUCUUUGAGCGGAUAAAGUCGAACUUGGCUCCAUGAAAACGACGGUGGUUCAUGGAGAGCAGGCUUUAAUCUGGAAAUAUGUUUGGCUAAUUACACUGUGCAACAAAAUGUUACCCAAUUUAUUAAUGAUUUCGAUAAAGAUUAGUUUAUUUUUUAAAAGAUGUCUUUGGCGAACUCCUUCUUUAGAAAAUGAAAAUAGCUCCUACAAAUAACAUUUCGUUUCUACUUCCUUUUGUGGCAAAUAACUUAUAGCUAAUUCUAUCGCAAAAUAAAAAAGUUACUUUCCAAAUCUGAAAAAUGUUAUGCAUAAUAAACCCCUUUUUGUUGCACAGUGUUUAAGGUAUGUGCUGAAGAGUGAGUGUUUGCCUGUCUUUGAAUUGUCUGUAUGUAUGUAUGUAAAACCUUAACUUAAAGAAUAUUUUCGAGACAGAAAUAAAACUGAUAAAUAUUUUAAUUAAAAGACUAUAAAAGCGGCUGUACAUUUCAAGUUGGGUCAUAAACUAAAGAAAUGUUCCUUCAAACCGUUCGGUUUCUACUUUUGGCGGUGUAUUUCGGGCCCAUCCUGGUGGCUUCCGAAGGGAUCGAGUCCUACGAGAACUACUACAACGAGAUCCAUGUAGAUGAUGAGCAGGCGGAGGCCAAGACCCGAAAUGCAUUGACGUCACCGCUGCAACGUUGGCCUGGAAACAAGAUAUACUACCGAAUAUCCGGGGACUACAGUGAACAGGAGGUGGCUAAUGUGAGGACAGCAAUGACUAGUUUCGGUGAACAAACCUGCGUGCAGUUCGAGGAGAUCGAAGGAUCGCCUCCCUCAGGCAAACGAUAUGUGUCCUUCAAGAAAUCGCCCAAUAUGUGCGGAACCCGAGUGGGCUAUCAACCCCUAUCCUUUGGUCCCCACGAAGUGGUCCUAAAUGAGAAAUGCCUCACCAUGCCUGCUGUUAUCCAACACGAAACCCUCCAUUUGCUGGGACUUUUCCACGAGCAAAGUCGUCCCGAUCGAGAUGAGUACGUGCAGAUCGACUACGACAAUAUACCCAGGAAAUACUGGUCGCAGUUUAUGGCCAUGGAUCAGACGACCACCUUUAAUGUCCCCUAUGAUUACGAGAGCGUUAUGCACUAUUCGAAAAACGCCUUCGCCAAGGAUCCCUCAAAGCCAACGAUUCGCGCCUUAAUCGAAGGCAAGGCUGUGGAAAGGGAGAUGGGUCAGGUGCGGGGACCUUCCGAGGGCGAUUGGACCAAGAUUCGACUUAUGUACAAGUGCUGA
Molecule: messenger RNA, 1286 nt
Organism: Drosophila takahashii
Lineage: Eukaryota; Metazoa; Arthropoda; Insecta; Diptera; Drosophilidae
Product: low choriolytic enzyme
Biological process (GO): proteolysis
Molecular function (GO): metalloendopeptidase activity; zinc ion binding
Source: RefSeq, a predicted model, not a curated record